This is a messenger RNA of Sphaeramia orbicularis (orbiculate cardinalfish), 1442 nucleotides long. RefSeq names its product transcription factor jun-D-like. The record is from RefSeq and is a predicted model, not a curated record. Gene Ontology annotation, biological process: regulation of cell population proliferation; regulation of transcription by RNA polymerase II; regulation of cell cycle. Gene Ontology annotation, cellular component: transcription regulator complex. Gene Ontology annotation, molecular function: RNA polymerase II cis-regulatory region sequence-specific DNA binding; transcription factor binding; DNA-binding transcription factor activity, RNA polymerase II-specific. NCBI's taxonomy places the organism in Eukaryota, Metazoa, Chordata, Actinopteri, Kurtiformes, Apogonidae. The transcript has a single exon. The coding region runs from base 307 to 1242 and encodes 311 amino acids.
CUGGAGUGACAUAAUGGAAUUUUUAGGGCUAGAAAGCGAGCGAGGUCUGGCUGUGCGCAUAGCAGUCGUGCCAUCGGGAAAAGACAAUAUCAUCGGCGCGCAGAGGGAACAAGACACCAAGAACUCCCUCAUCAGACGAAGUGAUCGAUUAAAGGUUUGAGACAACAAGAACAGGGGGGAUCUCAGAAGAAAAAAAAAAAAAAAAAAACAGGACGCGUUAAACAGAAGGAUCACAUGAUUUCCGCGCGUUUGGAUGAGUGCGUUGGACAGUGCGUAAAGCUCCACUCCCUCAUGUGAGGGUGUAGAAUGGAAACAACCCUCUACCCAGGCACCGUGGUCAACACUCCGAGGGUCUACAGCAUCUAUUCCCAGGGCACAAUGAUGAAGAAGGAAAUUAACCUGAACUUAGACGAGCAGAACUCCGAUCUCAAAGCAAACCCCCUCCGAGAAACAGAUGGACUCCUCAACUCCCCGGACCUUGGACUCCUUAAACUAACCUCCCCAGACUUGGAGCGUCUGAUCAUCCAGUCCAACGGCUUGGUCACCACCGCCAACGCCACUUCCCAGUUCCUCUAUCCGAAAUCCGCCAGCGACGAGCAGGAAUUCGCGGAAGGUUUCGUCAAAGCUCUGGAGGACCUCCACAAGCAGAACCAGCUGAGCGAGGCCGGCUGCGUGUCCGUGGACCGGCUGGAGCUGCUCGGAUCCAACGCGGUGGGUUCAACCGGGCUCCAAGCGUCCGAUCUACCGGUGUACACGACCCUGAACGGAUACGCGUCCAGUCCGCUCGGAGGCACCGCCACCAACAUCAACUACUCCACGGACACCAUCCCCUUCCCUCCGCCUCCGGCCCAUCUGGCGCAGCAACAGGCGGCCGCCGCUGCUGCAGCCCUGUCCCGCCUCCAGUCCGCCGGCUCGGUUAAAGACGAGCCGCAAACCGUACCGGACAUGCAGAGCUUCGGGGACAGCCCCCCUCUGUCCCCUAUAGACAUGGACAACCAGGAGCGCAUCAAAGCGGAGAGGAAAAAACUGCGGAACCGAAUAGCCGCGUCCAAAUGCCGCAAGAGGAAACUGGAGCGCAUCUCCAGGCUGGAGGACAAAGUCAAAACCCUGAAGACGCAAAACACCGAGCUGGCCUCCACCGCCAGUGUGCUCAGGGAACAAGUGGCCCAGCUGAAGCAGAAGGUGAUGAACCAUGUGAGCAGUGGGUGCCAGCUUUUACCAAACCAGGUGCAGGCUUAUUGAAGUCCAUGAUGGUGCUGCUGAUGGAGAUGGAGAUGGAGAAGGGGAUGGAAGUGUCCCAGCUCUGGGGAUGCACAGACUGUUAACAGAGGCCAUGGGGAAACACGUCCUCCAGAAAAAAAAAAAAAAAAAAGACUGUAUUGUCACUUCCACAGGCCUUUGACAGAAGCUGCAUUUCAACUGGAAAGUAACAGGUUAACACA